Messenger RNA from Dromiciops gliroides (monito del monte), 4248 nucleotides. Its product is annotated as zinc finger protein 850-like. Gene Ontology annotation, biological process: regulation of immune system process; negative regulation of transcription by RNA polymerase II; regulation of cytokine production. The record is from RefSeq and is a predicted model, not a curated record. NCBI's taxonomy places the organism in Eukaryota, Metazoa, Chordata, Mammalia, Microbiotheria, Microbiotheriidae. Bases 572 to 2806 code for a protein of 744 amino acids. The transcript has 5 exons.
CGCCCGCCCGCCGCGUCCUGGCCAGGCUCCCCUCGGUCCCCCUCCGGGAAUGGGGCUGGAACGGCAAGUGCUGCUCGUGUGCCCGGCCCUGGAAGCCGGGGCCUGGGCUGUUCGUGAGCUCCGUCCGCGGGGGAAGGGAGGACGGGAGGGCUAGUCCUGCCCGUGGUUUGGAAGGGGCCGGGUAGACUAAUGCUUGUCUUUGGUCGCUUUCCUUUCCCAGUUCUGUCCUUCUCCAGGAGGGCCGGAUGGCCCCUGUAUUCCCGGCAACUCCAAGCUACAAAGUGAGUUCAGUUUGUUCUUUCGGGGAAUGAAUUAUACCUGAGUCCUCGAGGGGAAAAAACAUCUGUUUCUCAUCCGUGGCCUGGAACCUAAGAAAUGGGGCAUAUCUCGAUUGAGCCAGGCAUCAAAUCUCCUUGGGCUUUGGUUUCCUCGUUUGUAAUUGGAGGAACUGGACUAGCUGGUGUCCAAGGUACAAAAGGAUUCAGUAACAUUCAAGGAUGUGGCUGUGGAUUUUACCCAGGAAGAGUGGGAAAACCUGGAGCCUUCCCAAAAAGAUUUGUACAGGGAUGUGAUGCUGGAGAACUAUAGGAACCUUGUCUUCUUGGGACUUACACUUUGGAAACCAGAUGUGGUCUCUCAGUUGGAAGAAGGGGAAGCACCUUGGAUGCAGGACAGAGAACUACCAAAGAGCACCUAUCCAGGUUGGGAAACUAGGCCUGGAACCAAGGAUACAGUUCAGGAAAGAUUCAUAAAAGAUGGUUUUCACGACUCUAAAUUGGAAGAACCCUGGGAAUGUUAUGCUAGACAGGGACUGCAGCAAAACAAUGGGGAGAAAUAUUCUAGCUCAGACUUUACUCAACAGCAGACCCUGCAUACUGGAAAGAAACCUAACAGAUAUGGAAAUAAUUCCUGCAAUGGCUCACAUUUUACCCAACAUCAGAACCUAUAUACUAGACAGAAGCCUUAUGAAUGUCAUAUAUUUGGAACAGCAUUCCUCUCUAGCAAAUACAUUAACCACCAUCAGAGAAAUGAUAGUAAAGAAAAACCUUAUGAACAUAAAGACUGUGAGAAGGCCCUGAACAAGAGUUCACAAUUAACUGGUCAUCAGGGAAUUCUUACCGUAAAGGAGCCUUACAAAUGUAAUAUUUGUGGGAAGUCCUUCUGCCAGAGUUUACAGUUAACUGUACAUCAGAGAAUUCAUACUGGAGAGGAGCCUUACAAGUGUAAACUUUGUGGGAAGGUCUUCAGUAGGAGUUCACAGUUAAGUGGGCAUCAUAGAAUUCAUUCUGGAGAGGAGCCUUCCCAUAAAUGUAAUAUUUGUGGGAAAACUUUCCGAAAGAGUUCACAGUUAAUUCUACAUCAGAGAAUUCAUACUGGAGAGAAACCUUUCAAAUGUAAUUAUUGUGAGAAAGCCUUCCGCCGAAGUUCAAGGUUAACUCAGCAUCAGAGAAUUCAUACUGGUGAGAAACCUUAUGAAUGUAAAGAUUGUGGGAAGGCCUUCCACCAGAGUUCAGGGUUAACUCAACAUCAGAGAAUUCAUACUGGAGAGAAACCAUACAAAUGUAAUGAUUGCGGUAAAGCCUUCCGUCGGAGGUCAAAAUUAACUCAGCAUCAGAGAAUCCAUACUGGAGUGAAGCCUUAUGAAUGUAAAGACUGUGGAAAGGCCUUCCACCAGAGUUCAGGGUUAACUCAACAUCAGACAAUUCAUACUGGAGAAAAGCCUUUUAAAUGUAAUGAUUGUGGGAAGGUCUUCCGCCGGAGUUCAAAGUUAAUUCAACAUCAGAGGAUUCAUACUGGAGUGAAGCCUUAUGGAUGUAAAGAUUGUGGGAAGGCCUUCUACCAGCGUUCACAGUUAACUCUACAUCAUAGAAUUCAUACUGGAGAGAAGCCUUUUAAAUGUAAUGAUUGUGGGAAGGCCUUCCAUCAAAGUUCAGAGUUAACUGUCCAUCAGAGAAUUCAUACUGGAGAGAAGCCUUACAAAUGUAACAACUGUGGGAAGGCCUUUUGCCGAAGUUCUAAGCUAACUGCACAUCAGAAAAUUCACACUGGAGAGAAACCUUUUAAAUGUAAUUAUUGUGGAAAGGCCUUCCAUCAGAGUUCAGAAUUAACUGUACAUCUGAGAAUUCAUAAUGCAGAGAAGCCUUACAAAUGUAACCAUUGUGUAAAGGCCUUCCACCGUAAUUCAGAGUUAACUCGACAUCAGAGAAUUCAUACUGGAGAGAAGUCUUAUAAAUGUAAUGAUUGUGGAAAGGCCUACUACUGGAGUUCAGGGUUAAUUCGACACCAGAGAAUUCAUACAGGUGAGAAGCCUUAUGAAUGUAAAGAUUGUGGCAAGGCCUUUCAUGGGAGUUCACAUUUAAUUAGACAUCAGAGAAUUCAUACUGGAGAAAAGCCUUAUGAAUGCAAAGAUUGUGGGAAAGCCUUCAGUAUCAAAGUACACCUUACCCUGCAUCAGAGACUUCACUCUGGGGAGAAGCCUUAUAAAUGUUAUCAGUGCGGGAAGGGCUUCCACUGGAGCUCACAGUUAACUGUGCACCAGAGAAUUCACACUGGAGAGAAACCUUACAAAUGUACCAGUUGUGGAAAGGCCUUCCCUCAGAGUUCAGAAUUAACUCGACAUCAGAGAAUUCAUACUGGAGAGAAGCCUUACAAAUGCAGUGAUUGUGGGAAAGCAUACAUUCAGAAUUCAGAAUUAACUCGACAUCAGAGAAGUCAUACUGGAGAGAAACCUUACAAAUGUAGUGAUUGUGGGAAGGCCUUCACCAGGAAUUCAAAAUUAACUCGGCAUCAGAGAAUCCAUCUUUGAGAGCAGCCUUAUGAAUUUAACUAUUAUGGGUCAUAUCAAAAUAUACUUUACCAGACAUCAGAGACUUUAUGCUGAGAAGUCUUAUAUAUCAGAAAAUUCAUAAUGGAUAGAAACUUUACAAAUGUAUUUAUUGAAAAAAAUUGUAGAGUUCACACUUCAUUGAACAUCAAAGGAUUCAUACUGGAGAUUAACUAUAAAUGUAAUGAUUCUUGAAAGGCUUUUUGCUGCCUCCCAAUUUAUUCAACAUCUGAGAACUUAUAUGGUAGCAAAAUAUUCUAAAUGAUAAUAAUAUGGAAUGAUCUGCCUGGCUAGAAGAUCUUACUGAACAUCAGGAUUCAUAUGGUAGACUUACAAAUAUAUAAUUUUGGGAAGGUCUUCCAUUGGAGUUCAUCCUUUACUCAAUAUUAGAAUGCUUUUAAUGGAAAGAAGCCUUAUAAAUAUAACGAAUAUGAAAAGAACUUCCACCAAAGCUCACAGUUUAUUCAUCAUCAGAGACUGCAUAGUGAAGAGUAAUGCUUUAUAAAUGAAAUUAUUAUGGAAAGACGUCCCCUAACUACAGCUUAGCGAACAUCAGAAACAAUACCUUGGAGAGAGGCUCCAUUAAUGCAAUGAAAUUAUUGUAGGAAGGCUUUCCAUGAAAGCAUAACUGUGAUUCAGCAAUGAACUGUUCAUACUGGAGAAAACCCUCAUGAAGAUAAAACCUUGUGAAUGGAAGUUAACAUGAGAAAACUUUCAGCCAGAGUAUUUAAUUGAGCUAAGUUGAAUUUUGACUUAAUUAAGUCUUGACAAAAUCAGGGAUAACAAGAGGAAGAGAUUUAGGAGAAAAGGCCAUUCCAGGUGUAAUUAGUUCAAAGGAGAAGUGUCAUAUGUGAGGAAAAGCAAGUGGGCCAGUGCAAUAUCUAACCCUAACCCAAGUAGAUUAGGCUAGGUUUGGGUUUUUUUUUCCCCUAAAAGGCAAGGAAGCUGUCUCUAAGACUUAAUUGGCAUGGAGGGCUAAAGCUUAAACUGUCUAAUUAUUAAAAUAGUUCCAUGUAGGCCUCAAACCAUGUAGGGAUAGCCUCCUGUUUGCAGGACAGUGUGAUCCUGGACAAAUCAUUUAACCUCAACUUUCUCCUUUGUAAAAUGGGGAUAACAGUAGCACCUAUCUCACAGGGUUAUUGCAAGGAUAAAAUGCUGUAAUAGUCAUAAGGCAUUUAUUAGCAUAGUUCUCAGUAUGUAGUAGACAAUAAAUGCUUGUUUUCUUCCUAAAGGCAUAAAAAAUCCCACCUAUAUAGCAUCUGGUCCUUCAGACUCCUAAUGCCACUGAAGUCACCAUACCUUCUUCUCAUGACCUGACAUUUCCACAUGGAGAUAUAGGUUGCCUUGUUUUUACAAGACACGUGCAUUCUUAUUGAGCAUCUUUUCUAUGUUAUGGCUAAUUAAACAUUUUGUUAACUGUUGAA